This is a messenger RNA of Homo sapiens (human), 7799 nucleotides long. It is a transcript of the gene FECH, whose product is annotated as ferrochelatase. Gene Ontology annotation, molecular function: iron ion binding; protoporphyrin ferrochelatase activity. Gene Ontology annotation, cellular component: mitochondrial inner membrane. Gene Ontology annotation, biological process: cellular response to dexamethasone stimulus; response to platinum ion; response to arsenic-containing substance. Bases 409 to 1464 code for a protein of 351 amino acids. The record is from RefSeq and is marked reviewed. The transcript has 12 exons. NCBI's taxonomy places the organism in Eukaryota, Metazoa, Chordata, Mammalia, Primates, Hominidae.
ACCCGGCUCGGCCACUGCUGGGCGGACACCUGGGCGCGCCGCCGCGGGAGGAGCCCGGACUCGGGCCGAGGCUGCCCAGGCAAUGCGUUCACUCGGCGCAAACAUGGCUGCGGCCCUGCGCGCCGCGGGCGUCCUGCUCCGCGAUCCGCGUUGUGACCACAGGAUGAGCUGAUGGGACUGUGGAUCUCACACACCUGGCUGGGACAGCAUUUCCAACUGUGACACCUUGAACAAGGCACCUAACCUCGCCAGAGCUUUGUGGCAUCCAGCAGCUGGAGGGUCUGUCAGCCAUGGAGGUGGAAGUCAGGUGCAGCUGCAGCGGCCGUCACCACAGAAACAGCCCAGCAUGCCCAGGGUGCAAAACCUCAAGUUCAACCGCAGAAGAGGAAGCCGAAAACUGGAAUAUUAAUGCUAAACAUGGGAGGCCCUGAAACUCUUGGAGAUGUUCACGACUUCCUUCUGAGACUCUUCUUGGACCGAGACCUCAUGACACUUCCUAUUCAGAAUAAGCUGGCACCAUUCAUCGCCAAACGCCGAACCCCCAAGAUUCAAGAGCAGUACCGCAGGAUUGGAGGCGGAUCCCCCAUCAAGAUAUGGACUUCCAAGCAGGGAGAGGGCAUGGUGAAGCUGCUGGAUGAAUUGUCCCCCAACACAGCCCCUCACAAAUACUAUAUUGGAUUUCGGUACGUCCAUCCUUUAACAGAAGAAGCAAUUGAAGAGAUGGAGAGAGAUGGCCUAGAAAGGGCUAUUGCUUUCACACAGUAUCCACAGUACAGCUGCUCCACCACAGGCAGCAGCUUAAAUGCCAUUUACAGAUACUAUAAUCAAGUGGGACGGAAGCCCACGAUGAAGUGGAGCACUAUUGACAGGUGGCCCACACAUCACCUCCUCAUCCAGUGCUUUGCAGAUCAUAUUCUAAAGGAACUGGACCAUUUUCCACUUGAGAAGAGAAGCGAGGUGGUCAUUCUGUUUUCUGCUCACUCACUGCCCAUGUCUGUGGUCAACAGAGGCGACCCAUAUCCUCAGGAGGUAAGCGCCACUGUCCAAAAAGUCAUGGAAAGGCUGGAGUACUGCAACCCCUACCGACUGGUGUGGCAAUCCAAGGUUGGUCCAAUGCCCUGGUUGGGUCCUCAAACAGACGAAUCUAUCAAAGGGCUUUGUGAGAGGGGGAGGAAGAAUAUCCUCUUGGUUCCGAUAGCAUUUACCAGUGACCAUAUUGAAACGCUGUAUGAGCUGGACAUCGAGUACUCUCAAGUUUUAGCCAAGGAGUGUGGAGUUGAAAACAUCAGAAGAGCUGAGUCUCUUAAUGGAAAUCCAUUGUUCUCUAAGGCCCUGGCCGACUUGGUGCAUUCACACAUCCAGUCAAACGAGCUGUGUUCCAAGCAGCUGACCCUGAGCUGUCCGCUCUGUGUCAAUCCUGUCUGCAGGGAGACUAAAUCCUUCUUCACCAGCCAGCAGCUGUGACCCCCGCCGGUGGACCCCGUGGCGUUAGGCAAAUGCCCAACCUCCAGAUACCUCCGAUGUGGAGAGGGUGUUAUUUAGAGAUCAAGGAAGGAAGUCAUCCUUCCUUGAUAUAUAUACAGCCUUUGGGUACAAAUUGUGUGGUUUCUUGAGGAUUGGACUCUUGAUGGAUUUCUAUUUUUAUAUAACUAUACAGUAAGCAUUUGUAUUUUCUCUCUCUAGGUAUAAGUUACUAGUUUGGAAUGUCCAUCAGGACCUUUAAUAAAUGAGUUAAAAAUUUGUCUUAUGAGACACACCUAUUUAAGUACAGAUUUUGGCUUUAUUGCCCAAAACCCUCCUGAAAGGGUACGGAGAGUCCCCUCUGUGGGCUGGCAGUGUGAAUGAGAUCUGUUUAGUCUCGUGCAUAUAGUUGCUGUUUUUUAAAUGAACACAGUUGAGUAUUUGAAGUGAAUUUGAAAAAGAAAUGUUACUUAAUCUUUCCCUAAGCCCAUGGGUUACAGAAUGCUAGGGAGGCAAUUUGGUUACCUGCAAUGGCUGCUUUUGCCAGCGAGGCCACCAUUCAUUGGUCAUCUUGGUAUUUGUGUGUGAAUCUCACUUUCCUCAAUGUAAAAAGGAAUCAAGUAUGGAUUUCAGAGGUGCUCUUAGAUUCCCCAUACACCCAAGGGUAAUAAACGUGUACAAGUACAGUGUUCAUGAUACGUGCCUUGGUGGGAGUCCGUGGUGCCACAGGGAAGGGGCUCCCACUGCUUCUGGUCUCCAGGGACAGUGCUGCUGGAAAGGCUAGUGAUGAGCUUCACCCUGGAGCUCCUCCCGGGACCUUGCAAGCCUCUCCAUCCAGCAUCUUCUCUAUCUUAGUUGAAUGCCUUCUUUCUGAACAUUUGUUUUAAGAAUUAUUUUAUAAAGUCAACAAUACUUUGCUUGAAUUCUUUCUUAAUUUACGAUUUUUUAUUAUAAAAAUGUAUAGUGAUACAAUGGGACAUGUGAAGAAUACAGAAAAGUAACCACUUUAAUGCAAUAACUGUUAUCAUAAUAUUGUAUUUCGUGGUAGUCCUUUCCUGUAGAUAUUUUUAAUGCCAUUUAAUGCCAUUGUCACCUUGGAUUUAUGAGUGAAAAGUGUUUCUAAAAAUAUAGAAAUAAUGUCAGAUCAGAGUCUGAUCUUCUAUGUUUGUAUUUAAAUGGAUUAAAAGAUCCCCGGUGGUUCCAUGAAGAAUUUGUAAAGAUCACUUUCUCUUUCCUCCAAGCCCUGAAACUUUGUUCUUCAAAAGAGCGUUUCUUUUUUUUUUUUUUUUUAGCCAGUUUAUAAAGUGGAAGUAUUAGGAGAUUCAUAAAUCUUCUAUAUUGAGAAUUGGCUAUGUUAAUAAAUAUUACAACAUCAUUAAGGUUUUAGCUAAGUUUGAUUCAUGCUGUCUGUUAAAUCAAAACUGAUCUAAAUCAGAAUUAUUAAAUGUGAGGAGCUUUUUUAAUACAGGAAAAGAAACAUGUCAUCCACUUGAGUUAAUAGUUUUCCUACGUUGAUGACAGCCCUCAUGAGUAGCAUCCACAUUUUUAAAAUUUCAAAUUGGUUUUUCUACUAGUAGAUUGUGUUUCUAGAGAAAGAUACAAGGCAUAGGUGAUUGUUUAGGAUUUUCCUCUAGCCUUUGCCAUUACCUUUUUGGGGAUGAGGUUCACAGUAGACUUUGAGUGACCGUCCCACCGUGAAGUGAAUUCUCUGAGCUGGUGGUGUGGUGCUGGAAGGAAGGUUAUUUUUGGAGCCACUCUCUCCCCUUAAGGAUAUUUCCCAAGGGCCUGCUUCAAUUCUUUGAUGACUUUAGAGGUGAAAAAAUAUUUUUAUGGAGAUGAUGCAGAAAACUCCAAUUCAGGAGCCCUUGCGAGUAUAUCUGAAGCACUUAUUUGCUAAGGAAACCUGAAUUGAUAGCAGUACUGUGCUGUCUGGAAUAAUGUCCUUGAUACUGAGUUGGGACCAGACUGGCUUUUAUAGUGACAGGCAAAGAGGAAUUUAUUGAGAUCACUGCUCAUGGCAUUUGUUGCUGUAAGAAGUGUUGCCUUUGAUUGUUACUAACCACGGAUGGGUAACGGUCAUACAUUAGGCUAGUGUUUGGUAGGACAAAAUCUUUUUAGAGCUUUGAGAAUUGUCAUCCUGUUGGUCAACUUUGAAAUACAAAUGUUUGCCCUGGUAAUUAGCAAUGAACUGCUGGCAGUUUCUUCAGCUGUGUAUAUACGGAUCUGGCUUUUAAUUGAUGAAUCAACUUCUACAGAAACUUUUGCAGGGACAGUGUUGAUGAGGCAGUUUAGCUUGCCAGGGUGAUGAUAAAGCCCAGGUCCCUGCAUGUAUAGUGCUCUUCUAAAGAAUAUGCAUUCUUGAACUACUUAACUUUUUAAAAAUCACAAUAAAUUUUUGCACUCAAAAUUUGCUUCGUAUCAGGAGAAAUGAACUCAUUGUUUUGUUUUGUUUUUUUUUUUUUUUAAGAUGGAGUCUUGCUAUGUCACCCAGGCUGGAGGGCAGUGGUGCGAUCUCGGCUCACUGCUACUUCCACCUCCUGGGCUCAAGUGAUCCUCCCACCUCAGCCUCCAAGUAGCUGGGACUACAGGAGUGCUUCACCACGCUGGGCUACUUUUUUAUAUUUUUUGUAGAGAUGGGGUUUUGCCAUGUUGUCCAGGCUGGUCUUGAACUCCUGGGCUCAAGGGAUUCUCCUGCCUCAGUCUCCCAAAGUGCUGGGAUUACAAGGAUGAGCCUCUGCACCUGGCCCUGAACUCAUUAUUAAAAGCCCUUUAAAUGUGAGGCUGGGUGCCGUGCCUUACAUGUGUAAUUCCAAUACUUUGGAAGGCCAAGGUUGGAGGAUUGCUUGAUCCCAAGAGUUCAAGACCAGCCUGGGCAACAUAGGGAGACCCUGACUCUACAAAAAAUAAAGUAAAAAUUAACUGGGUGUAGUGUCACAUGCCUGUAGUUCCAGCUACUUAGGAGGCUGAGGUGGUAGGAUUGCUUGAGCCCAGCAGUUUGAGGUUGCAGUGAGGUGUGAUUGCACCACUGCACUCCAGCCUGGGUGACAGAGGAAGACCCUGUCCCAAAACCAAAAAAAAGAAAAGAAAUACAGAGACUGGGUCAUUUACAAAGGAAAGAGGUUUAAUUGACUCGGUUCGGCUUUCUGAGGAAGCCUUAGGAAAUUGACAAUCAUGGCAGAAGGGGAAGCAGAUGUCUUACAUGGCAGUGAGUGAGAGCAAGCAAAGGGGAAGAGCCCCCUUAUAAAACCAUCAGAUCUCGUGAGAACUGGCUGUCACAAGAACAGCAUGGGGGAACUGUCUCCAUGUUCCAAUCUCCUUCCACCAGGUCCCUCCCUCAACACGUGGGGAUUAUGGGGAUUACAAUUUGAAAUGAGAUUUGGGUGGGGAACAGAGCCAAAUCAUAUCAUUCCACCCUGGCCCCUCCCAAAUCACAUGUCCUUUUUACAUUUCAAAACCAAUCAUGCCUUCACAACAGUCCUCCAGAGUCUUAACUCAUUCCAGCAUUAACCCAAAAGUCCAAGUUCAAAGUCUCAUCCAAGACAAGGCAAGUCCCUUCUGCCUGUGAGCCUGUAACAUUAAAAGCAAGUUAGUGACUUCCAAGAUACAAUGGGAGUACAGACAUUGGUAAAUGUUCCCAUUCCAAAUGGGAGAAAUUGGCCAAAACACAGGGGCUACAGGCCCCAUGCACCACUGCACUCCACUGUGCAAGUCUGAAACCCGGCAGGGCACUCCUUAAAUUUUUUUUUUUUUUUUUUGAGAUGGAGUCUCGCUCUGUUGCCCAAGCUGGAGUACAGUGGCACGAUCUCGGCUCACUGCAACCUCCGCCUCUUGGGUUCAAAGGAUCAUCCUGCCUCAGCCUCCGGAGUAGCUGGGCUACUCAGGCGUGUGCCACCAUGCCCGGCUAAUUUUUGUAUUUUUAGUAGAGAUGGGGCCUGACCAUGUUGGUCAGGCUGGUCUCUAAUUCCUGACCUCGUGAUCCACCCGCCUCAGCCUCUGAAAGUGUUGGGAUUACAGGCGUGAGCCACCAUCCCCGGCCUACUCAAUAAAUCUUAAAGUUCCGGAAUAAUCUCCUUUGACUCCAUGUCUCACCUCCAGGUCACGCUGAUGCAAGAGGUGGGCUAAUCUUUCUAGUAAAUUCCAUAUUUAAUUCAAGAAACCAUAACUUAAGGCAUGUAAAAGAGAUCCUUUGCUCAAUGUGAUGCCAUUGUGCUUAUCCAAAGUAUAUUAUUAUUACCCACAAAGGGUGAGAGAUUAGGCUGCAGCCAUACCCCAAGUGGAGUGAGCAGCAAGACCUGCCCCCUGCUCAGAGUGUAGAUGACUGGGGGCACCUGCAUUCCUAGGGGCUCUGCCGUAUGAGCUCCUGUCGAUGCGGCAAAGGACCACCUUGCCCAACGACAGCGGGAAGGCAGAAUUUAAAGCUGGCAGCUGUAAGCGAACGUCUAUGUGUGCGCACGGGGGCACGUGAAGGCACAGGUGCAUCAGCCAAGAACCUCCAAUUCACCUCUUAACCUUCUCACCUCACCUGAAACCCCUUCUGCCAGAAUCCUGAAGGUGGCCCAGGAACAGGGCUCCUAACGUUAGGUGGAAAUGGGAAAUUCAUUGAGAUGUCACAAGCUGGAAUAAGAAAAUUCUGAGCUCACCCGGAAACUAAUGCCCUAAAUUAAGAUUAUUCAGCUUCUCAAUUUUUAAUAGCAAAAUGGAGACCUGAGUGUGGAUAACUUUUAGUAUCUGUGGGGGAUCCUGGAACCAAUUCCCUGCCAAUAUAGAAGGACAACUGUCUACAGUACUUGAAGUAUUAUUAACUACAUUCGCCAUGCUGUAUGUUAGAUCCCCAGAACAUAUUUAUCCUGCAUAUCUAAAAUUUUGAUCAUUUUACAAACUUUCUAUUUUUUUUGUCAAUUUUCUCCAGCUAGACACUUGUGCAAUACGGCUAUUAUCUGAUCUUUGCCUUAAAUGUUGUGCUUCUUUUCCAUAUGCACGUAUUUUGCAAAAUAUAAAGUGUGUAGAGCUAUAUAGCACUCAGCCAAGUGGUGGGUACCUGCAGGUGCUUCAGAGAAGUAAAUUGAUGCUGCUAAUAUUUGUUGAAUGGCACGAAUAUGAUGAGCAAUAGCAGGUGGUGCCCUUCAGCCAGACCAUCGCUCCGUGCGUCUGAUGCAUCUUGCCAAAGAGUAGUUCUGGGAGGUGGUUGCCUCUAGAGAACACAUUCCUCCUAUUCUGGGGUCCCGUGAGAGAAAGAAAUGCUUUUGCUUUUGAUGUGGGACUCUUACUAAGCCUUUCUUCAGAGAAAAGGAAGUGAAAAAUGCACCCCAUGAUAAUCAGUUUCUUACAACAUACUGUGAUAGUACCGGCUUCGUUGUUUUUAGCUGGAAUCAUUAGCUUCCAUUUUUAGAAUAACAGCUAUUGGCUAAAUUAGGCUACAGUAGGCCAUUAAGAUGGAUGUUGGAAUUAAAAACAUUUUUGGAAAAAAGCCUGCUUUGAGCCUUUGUUAUAAGCCCUUGGGUAGAGAUCUGGGUCCUGUUUCUGAUUUCUUGUGAGCCUUCACUCUGACAGUUUUGUUUCCAGAAACACACUCUUAGCCUGCUCCUGAAAUGGGAACAGACAGGCCAACUUCCCCUCUCCAGUCUCCCCUGCGGGUCAAAGCUUUACUUUCCUGUCAUGUUAAGAAAGAAUAGAUUUAACCUUGAUAAUCCAUGUAGUAUUCUGUAUUUUUACCUUUUCCUUAUCUGAAAAAAAGUGUAUAUAUGGCAUGGAAUUGAUUGCACAGGCACAUGGCAUGUUGGCUUGUGAACCAAUUGUUAAAAUUUCAAGUUAAUCAUUAAAAUAAUAUCUUUCAAAUUAAGUUAUAUUAAAAACAAAGGUAACAUUCUAAAUUCAUUACUUUCUAAUUAUUUCGCCCUUUUUUUUGUCGUUGAUUAUUUAGACUUAAGAAAGUGAUGGGAAAAACGUUAAUAACACAGUACAUAAGUUGUUUCUGUAGCCAUUACACUGUGAUUUUCACAAACACUUGAACACUUGAAUAGUCUUCCAUUAUUUGAAAACUAUUAUUCAACUUAUCCAAGUGAAGUAUUGGCAUACAAAGAAGUUGUUUCAUAUUUGCAUUGCUCAUGAAUGUAAACAAAAUGUCGAUAUGUGUGAACUAUACUUGUUGAUCAAUUGCAACCAUAGGUUGGCUGCAGAUGCGAGAGCUUGGUAAACAUCAACAAAAGCAUUCUCUGAGAAUGAAUUGACUAUAUGGAAUUUGUAGGAAAGUGUAUUGUGUAUUUUAUUAUUAUUUGUAAAUUGUGUAUUCCACAUCUUUUAGAUUAGUAAAAUUUAUAGUAAACAUACUCUCACACCUA